UAGUAGAUUGUACCGGUACCGUUCCGAACUUCAUACAGUGGUGAAAGUUCCCAGUCAACAGAUUAAUUAAGAAACGGAGUGUCCCAAUGUCCCAAUGCGUUCUGCGUGUCAAAAGGAACUGAAAAUUGCUUCUUUUAGAAUCUGGAGCGGACUCCUUUGGGAUCAGACGGGAUGAAACGAAGACAUCCAGAUGAAGCUACGAGCAUCCAGAGCUUUGGCUUCGAAGACUGGUUUUCCUGCUGAUGCAUUUGUAAUCACGUAAUCGUCCCUUCAAAAGGACGCCACCUCCUUGCUAGAGCUUGGAAACAAACACAAGACUGUGCUCAUAGUUGUUAUCUUCCACAACAACAAUACCACCCAAUCAAUCUACCAUGCCCCUCACCAGCGUCGUAAAAGCCACUGGCAAAGUCUUGUCAUCUCCGUUCAAGAACAAGCACGGCAAACAAAAUGCAAUCGUCAUGGCGGCCGUAAUAAAGGAGAUCGAAGCUGCUUCGUAUGAGAGUCGCUUGCUAAACAACAACUCUGCCUGGGAAUCGGUCGACUACUACGAUCAUGAUGAUAUCUCGGUUGGCAGACUCCUCCAAGGCGGUGCUUUCUUUGAGACCUUCAAGGUGCGAAGAUUACCAGGCGUUGGAGGCUCCGAGCGAAGUAGCCGCGGCAGUACAGGAUACAGCUCGUCCGAAGAGGACACCAUUCAAACCGCCAAGACUAACAAGGGACAAUGCUAUAUCCUCAAGCAAUUGAACGGCAGACUCUUUUCCGAAAACAAUCAAGUGCUACAGCAGGCUGCAUUGCGGUUGGUCUUGGAAGCCAAGUACUUGUCGCGGCUGGAUCACCGUAACCUAGUGCGUGUGAAAGGAUUGCCCUUUGGAGAAGAAGCCUGCCUGUCCCAAUGCACGGCCGGUAGCUUCUUUGUCGUCACACCUCGCAUGGUCGAAACACUCAGUGACCGUGUCGCCCGAUGGCGUCAACAUCCUGCCGGUGACAAACGAUCCGAAGUGGAGUCUUUUGUAGGGCCGUUCUAUCACCGCAAGUUGGGAUAUGCCAAGGACAUUGCCCGAGCCUUGCAAUACCUGCACAAACGCAAUCUAGUCCUACUCAAUCUGUCACCUUCUUCCAUUGGUUUUCUGGAGGAUGGCACGCUUCAAAUUGCCGAUCUGAGCUGCGUCCAAGAGCUCCCCACCGACGAGGAUCCAUCCUGUUCAUCGUUGGGCCUGGCAGAUUUGCUGGACGAUUCUUCGCACGGGGAUGCAGACAUGAAAUUGCCGCAACACUUGAAACGAGUGGGCAACGAACGAACGCCCACAUCCACAAAUCUCCUCGUACAGAUUGCCGCCGACGGUGGAGUCCCUCGCUAUGUGGCACCGGAAGUGGUACUCCAGCAACCGGGCGCGCCGUGGCUCACCCCCAAGGCAGAUGUCUAUUCCUUUUCGCUUGUACUCUUUGAGUUGUUGACACUGAGUCAACCCUAUAUUACCUUCAAAUCGGGCCAGCAUCGCAUGAAGGUUUGUGUUCACGGACAACGACCCAAUCUGUCCGUCUACAAAAUGCCCCAAAAGCUCGAGAAUCUGUUUCUGCGGACAUGGAGAAAGACGGCCUGGAAACGACUUGACAUGACCGACGUCUUGCAAAGCAUGCCCAAACCGGAGAGUAAUCCCGUGUCCAUUGCGUCUAGGCAAGCAUAAAGUAAAGAUAGAUAAUGCUACUUUCAGUUAUGUCAAUCUACCGUAU
Messenger RNA from Seminavis robusta, 1731 nucleotides. Lineage: Eukaryota; Bacillariophyta; Bacillariophyceae; Naviculales; Naviculaceae. The record is from the annotation of a GenBank genome assembly.